Messenger RNA from Anoplophora glabripennis (Asian longhorned beetle), 7264 nucleotides. RefSeq lists its product as uncharacterized. NCBI's taxonomy places the organism in Eukaryota, Metazoa, Arthropoda, Insecta, Coleoptera, Cerambycidae. Gene Ontology annotation, molecular function: protein binding. The record is from RefSeq and is a predicted model, not a curated record. The transcript has 3 exons. The coding region runs from base 125 to 7264 and encodes 2379 amino acids.
UGAUUUUUCUGGUAUUUUAAAGGAUUCCUUGAAAAGGAAAAAGAAAACGAUACACGUCUUGGACCUGUUGAAUUCCAAGGAUGCCACUAGAUUGAUAAACAAGAUUGAAAAUUUUGUUUUCGCAAUGAAAAGAAAAGUGGUCUUGAUGCUAGACGGGGUGGACGAAAUUAGCCCAGAUUAUACUGAUCUCAUAAUAAGUUUGCUCUUGCAGUGUCAAGAAGCGUUCAAUUUUGCGAAGGUGUUUGUUACUACGAGGCCUCAUAUGGUCGAGGAUUUGAAGGAAAAAUUGCAAGUAGCUUUGUUUACGUUGGAACCCUUCACCGAAGAGAACCAAAUGUAUUUUCUGACGAGAUAUUGGACGCAUCACUUAAACUUAAAAGAAGACACCGAUAAAAGGAAGUGCGAAAAGUACGCCAAGGCUCUCGUGAAUAAAAUGUCACUGACUGACCGGAUUAACGGAAUGGAAGACCACUUCGCUGGCAUACCCCUGCAGCUGAGGAUGAUGGCGGAAAUAUUUCAAGAAAGUAUGGCAUCGGAGCAGGUUCUGGACUGGCAAGGAUUCAAAGAGUACUUACAUGAGGACGAAGAAGAACCCAAGUUGCCGGAGAAAAUGAAUUUAGUGAAAUUAUACGAUUUGUUUAUAGACAAAAAACGAGACAUUUUCAUCGACAAAGAAAAUCCAAAUGGACACACGGCGGCUACUCUGGCGUUGACCGAUCAGUUCGAUGAGUGUCUCGCCUAUCACGGAAAACUCGCCUUGCAAAUUGUCCUCGCUGAAAAAGAAUGCGAACUGUUUUCAUUUUACGAAACCAUCACAGAUAUGGAGAUUAUAGCGUUAAAGAUAGGAAUUGUCCAAAAGUCAAACCACAAAUUUGCCACAAACGAAAUCGAUUAUAUUCACAGGACACUGGCGGAAUAUUUUAUCGCCAAGAGCAUAGUAAGAGAACUUCAAAAUCAAAACCAAAGUGCUGAGUUUCAAAGGUUUGUGAUCGAAGAAGUUUUUGUUGCACAUAGAUAUAAAGUUGUUCUUACUUUCCUCGACAGUUUUUUACAGAAGAUUGUAGAUUCUCUGCCGUCUACAAUUUUCAAGAAUUAUCAGACCGGUUCGUACGAGGUUCGCAGUUGGAUGUACGACGCUGAUUUAAUUCAUCAAUUGGCAGUGAGAGGUUUCGUAGCGAUCCUUCAUCUUCUUUUGAAGUGUGCCAAUUUUACAAUUAUCAGAGAUAAAGAGGUUGAUUUAGAUGAUAUUUACGACACAAAAAUUCGCAGGAAGAUUCGGAACUGUAACAUAUUAAAUUGUUUAGAAUUCCUUUUGAGACGGGGUGGACUUAACAUUAAGGAUUAUCUUGGUAGAACUCCAUUGCAUUUCGCCGCUAGCGAGGGUCGCUUAAAUAUGGUGAAGUUUCUAGUGAAACAAGGGGCGAAUAUUAACAGUAGGAGCAAUUCUUGCGAAACACCGAUUGUCUUAGCUGCUCAGAAUGGUCACAUUGAUGUAACAAAAUAUUUAUUGGGGCAUGCUCUAAGCUUCGAAGAGACCGUAAGCAUCGAAGAUGUUAGAGUAAAAGAUUCCGAUAUGACAACGUUCCUUUUAGAUAUUUUGGGGAAUAACAUGGAGAAUACCAUAGUCCCGUACGUGGCUGCUUGCACGGGCUCUCUAAGGGCCUUGGAAGCUUCGAUAGAACAAGGAAUUGACGUCGAUAGUAAAUCUGAAAACGGCGAGACCUUGAUUUUCGCCGCUACUCGCGGGAGACAAUUACACAUCAUCGAGUACUUGGUAGAGAAAGGCGCGAAUAUCAACAGUAAAAACGAUCGCGGCAGAACAGCACUUCAUUUAGUUUCAGAAAAAGGAUGCGAUGUAUCAACUGCUAAAUUGUUAAUAGAAUUAGGCAUAGAUAUUAACAUAAAGGAUCAUUCCGGAAUUGCAGCACUACACCUAGCGGCUUCUGGUGAAGCCUUGGACACGUUAAAAUUGCUAGUGCAGAGUGGCGCGGACUUAAACAAUAAGGAUUAUUUUGGUGACACCGCCCUGAGUGAAGCCGUCUAUUCGUGUAACUUGUCCUGCGUUCAGUUCCUGGUGGAAAAUGGCGCCGAUGUUUCUUUCACAGACAGAAUUGGUAACUCGGCAAUACAUUUAGCAGCUAGACGGCGACGACUGGAUAUUGUAAAAGUCUUCGUUGAGAAUGGCAUGGAUAUUGGCAUUAGAAAUAAUGACGGACAAACAGUUCUUCAUGCGAUCGCUUGUGACGCUGAUGAGGACAUGAUUCGGUUUCUUGUGGAACGCGGUUUGGACGUGAAUGCCACAGACGAUAGAGGGCGCACGAUGCUACACGUAGCCAUCGAAAGGUUUUCGGUGAACAUAAAUCCUAUCCUCUACAGAGACGUCUCGAAUAUAUUUGAAGAAUAUUCGCUUCAACUUUCAGAUAUUUAUUGGCCACUGUCACAUUUCAAGCUUGUCGUAGAUCAAGGGGCGGAUGUCAAUUUGAAAGACAAAGAGGGACGUACGGUGCUACAUCUAGCCGCAGAGAAGGGCCAGUUACUCACCGUCAAAUUCCUUCUAGAAGCUGGAGCAGACCUCACCGCUAAAGAUAGAAAGGGUCGCACCCCACUGCACUCGGCCGCGAAGAAAGGUUGUCGCUUGGUAAAAUUCUUAGUUGAGCAAGGCGCAGAUAUUGAGAGCAGAGAUAAUAAAGGAAACACGCCAGCCGCGUUGGCCGAGAAGGCGGGGCACGUGCAUCUGCACCAAUAUUUAACGAAAAAUGGAAGACCCUAUGUAAGAAUAUUCCGUACGAUGUGUAUUUAUUUUAAUAUCUUUAUUAUUUUAUUUAUAUUUAUGAUUCGUUUAAUCAUGUUAUUCAUGUUUGACAAAAAGACAUUUAAAGAAAUGGACACAGCCAGGUACGAAAAAAGUGGUGACGCCGGCAACAAGGGCGUAGGAUUCCAAGUCGGCCUCCUGACGAUGUUUCUUCUGAACGCCCUGCAGAGAAUCAGCAACUGGAGGCUUUCUACGGAAAAUAAACGAGCGGGAAAGUUCGACGACGUGGUGCUGGAGUGGCCAGAGGGCGCUGUCUUACUGCAGGCUAAGCACAAGAAGAAGAGGAAGAUCACUUUGGAGGAAUUGCUGUCUACUAACUCGAAGAACGACGAUUUCAUGAAAAACCUGGUAAUCUGCACUAACGCGAGUGUCCAAGAGAAGAUCUUGGAAUUUUUGGACAGCCGAAAAAUCUCUUCUGAAAGCAUGUUAUAUUGUGAGGAUGAGGAUUAUUCGUUUUAUAAGUUUAAUAUGGAGAUUCUGCCUCGUUUAAAGGAAAACGUUGAAAUAUAUUUGGAGAAAAAUUACCAGAACAGAAAUAUUGACCAAACGGUAAUCAAUGAGGAAAAUCUAAAGGACUUUUUGGAGCGCUUGCAGGUUUAUGCCGGUUAUCCAUCCGAGAACGCUUUGGAAAAAGUUAUCCAACAAUUAUUGUCCUACUUGAAAAGGUCUAACGACUUGUACAAGAAAAUUUCUUAUUUCGAAAUACGCGCCAAGGUAACGGAUUGGUUCCAACACAAAGACGGAAUAUAUUUGACAGAGGCCCGCGCAAAGGCGAUGUUUUCUGAAUUAAGGACGGCCAAAUACUGGCUAAAACUAGAGCAAUACAGGGUGGUCUUUCGACAUAACGACUUGCAAUUUCCGGAUUCCAAAAGAAUUUAUCACGUCGUAGCUAAAGACGGAUAUUUGCUGCAGAUGAUAAAGGUAUAUCAUGCGCUGAAGAACGAUACAUCGAAAAUCCUGUGCGUCGAUCCUGAUGACGGCAUUGAAGUUCAGAAGCAAGUCGUAGAGUCAUUCCAAUUGUCCCAGUACAACUUUCUAGUUAUAGUUUGGCCUAAAAAUAUGGAAGAAGCUGCAAUGACCGAAAUAAGUGAUAAAAUAACUGCCAUUUUAAAAGCUCGUCAGUACAAAAAAGUAAUUUUAGUAACUGAAUCCGAUGAUAAGUUGGAUCAGCUCUUUGGAUUAGGUCAGAGCGAUUGUGAGGUUAUUUUUGGUUCUGGGGCAUUCGACGACUUGUCAGAAGAAACUCGGGAAAGCUUAUUAAGCAAGAGAAAUAUCGUUUUCCAAGGGACGGACCUCAGUUUAGGAGAACUAAUCCCAAUGGGGGAGACCGAAGAUUUUCAGAAAGCUGCUAAUUUAAUUUUACAAAGACUGAUGGUCAAUGAGAAAGUUACCGUUGGGACACCUCUCAUCGGUUUAGAUGAAAGCAUUACCACCCUUUAUAUAAACCGCACAUUUAAGAGGAACAUCGAGAACAUGGAGGACCAAGAAGCAAACGUCUUUUAUUCAGAGGGCAAUAUUUUUGACGUAAAUCCAAAUAUUAUUCUAAUCGCAGAUACAGCCGGUAUGGGAAAGACUACGGUCCUUACCAAUUUGGCAGCUAUUAUUAAAGACAGACACCCCCUUUUGUGGGUCAUAAAAAUAGAGUUGAAUGAUUUUUCUAGAAUUUUAAGGGAUUCCUUGAAAAAUAAUAGGAAAACGAUAAACGUCUUGGCCCUGUUAAAUUCCAAGGACGCCACUAGAUUGACAAACGAGUUUGACAAUUUUGUUUUCGCAAUGAGAAGAAAUGUGGUUUUGAUGUUAGACGCUGUGGACGAAAUUAGCCCCGACUAUACUGAUCUCAUAAUGAGUUUGCUCUUGCAGUGUCAAGAAGCGUUAAAUUUUGCGAAGGUGUUCGUUACUACGAGACCCCAUAUGGUUAAGGAUUUGAGGUCAAAAUUGCAGGUAGCUUCGUUUACUUUGGAACCAUUCACCGAAGAGAACCAAAUGUAUUUUCUGACGAGAUAUUGGACGCACCACUUAAAUUUAAAAGAAGAUGCCGACAAAAGAAAGUGCGAAAAGUACGCUAAGGCUCUCGUGAAUAAAAUGUCACUGACUGACAGGAAUAACGGAAUAGAAGACCACUUUGCUGGCAUACCCCUGCAACUCAGGAUGAUGGCAGAGAUAUUUCAAGAAAGUAUGACGUCGAACGAGGUUCUGGACUGGCAAGGAUGCAAAGAGUACUUACACGAAGGCGAAGAAGAACCCAAGUUGCCGGAGAAAAUGAAUUUAGUGAAAUUAUACGACAUGUUUAUCGACAAGAAACGAGACAUUUUCAUCGACAAAGAAAAUCCAAAUGGACACACCGCGGCUACUCUGGCGUUAACUGAUCAAUUCUGUGAGUGUCUCGCCUACCAUCGAAAACUCGGUUUGCAAAUUGUCCUCCACGAAAGAAAACGCGAACUGUUUUCCUGUUACGAAACUAUCAAAGAUAUGGAAAUUAUGGCGCUGAAGAUAGGAAUCGUCCAAAAGUUAAACCACACAUUCAAUUUUAUCAUUUGCGAUAAUGAAUUCGCUUACAUCAACGAAAUCAAUUUUAUUCACAGGACACUGGCCGAAUAUUUUGUCGCCGAUAGCAUUGUGAGAGAACUUCAAAGUCAAAACCAAAGUGGCGAGUUUCAAAAGUUUUUAAUCGAAGAAGUUUUUUAUGGACUUCGGUAUCAGGUUGUUCUUAUUUUCCUCGAUAACUUUCUACAGAAGGUUGUAGAUUCUCUGCCGUCUACUGUUUUCCGGAAUUAUCAGACUGUUCGUAUAUUCAAUCACUCGUACAAUGUUGAUUUAAUUCAUCACUUGGCAAAAAAAGGCUGCGUAGCGGUCCUUCGCCUUGUUUUAAAAUGUACCAAUUUUACAAUCAUCAGAAAUAAAGAAGUCGAUUUAAAGCGUAUUUACAACAGCGAGAUCCGGAACCGUAACACAUUAAACUGCUUAGAAUUCCUUUUGAGACGGGGCGGACUUAACAUUAAGGAUAACCUUGGUAGAACUCCGUUGCAUUUCGCCGCUAGUGAGGGUCGCUUAAAGAUGGUGCGGUUCCUAGUGGAACAAGGAGCGAAUAUUAACAGUAAGAGCGACUCGUGCGGCACACCGAUUGUCGUAGCUGCUCAGUACGGUCAUGUUUAUGUAACAAGGUAUUUAUUGGAGCACGCUCUAGGCCUUGCACCGACUGCAGGCAUCGAAGAUGUCAGAGUAAAAGAUUCCGAUGUGACAACGUUGCUUUUAGAAGGUAUUUUGGGGGAUAACAUAGAGAAUACCAUAGUCCAGUAUGUUGCUGGUUUCACGGGCUAUCGUAGCGCCUUGGAAGCUUGCAUAGAACGAGGAACUGACGUCGACGGUAAAUUUGAAAACGGCGAGACGUUGAUUUUCGCCGCUGCUCGCGGUGGACAAUUACACAUCAUCGAGUACUUAGUACAGAAAGGCGCCAAUGUCAACAAUAAAGACAAUCGCGGCAGAACAGCGCUUCAUUUAGUUUCAGAAAAGGCAUCUGAUGUAUCAACUGCUAAAUUGUUAAUAGAACUAGGGAUAGAUAUUCACAUGAAGGAUACUUUCGGAAAUACAGCGCUACACCUAGCGGCUUCCGGUGAUGCCUUGGACAUGGUAAAAUUGCUAGUGCAGAGUGGGGCGGACGUAAACAGUAAGGACGAUUUUGGUGACACUGCCCUGAGUGCAGCUGCUUGUUGGAGUAGCUUGUCCUGCGUUCAGUACCUCGUGGUAAACGGCGCGGAUGUUAAUACCAGAGAUGAAUAUGGUAACACGACAGUACAUUUAGCAGCUGCACAGCAGCGACUGGAGAUUGUAAAAUUCUUCGUUGAAAAUGGCGUGGAUAUUCGCGAUCGAAAUAGACGUGGAGAAACGGCUUUACAUGCGGCCGCUUCUACAACUGAUGAGGAUACAAUUCGGUUCCUUGUGGAACGUGGAUUGGACGUGAACACCACAGACGACAGAGGACGAACGUCGCUGCACGAAGCCAUCGAAACGUUUUUGUCUAACCUGGACCGUACCAUCAGUAUAGAUCUCCCGACUGCAUGUGAGGAGCUUCAAUGGGCAUUGUCACUUUUCAAGUUUAUCGUAGAUCAAGGCGGGGAUGUCAAUAUCGAGGACAAAGAGGGACGUACGGUGCUACAUCUAGCCGCAGAGAAGGGCCAGUUGCUCACCGUCAAAUUCCUUAUAGAAUCCGGUGCAGACUUUACUGUUAAAGACAAAAACGGUCAGACCCCUCUGCACUUAGCCGCGAAGGAAGGUCGUCGUUUGGCGAGUUUCUUAAUUGAGCAAGGCGCAGAUAUCGAAAGCAGAGACGUUAAAGGAAACACUCCAGCUGCUUUGGCCAAGAAGGCAGGUCAUGUGCAUCUACUCCGACAUUUGAAGACGAAAGACGGAAGACCAGCUUUUAUAAGACUAUUGGAUACGUGUUGUUUACAGUAG